Cyprinus carpio (common carp) is the source of this 4966-nucleotide messenger RNA. Its product is annotated as zinc finger protein 711. The record is from RefSeq and is a predicted model, not a curated record. Gene Ontology annotation, cellular component: nucleus. Gene Ontology annotation, biological process: regulation of transcription by RNA polymerase II. Gene Ontology annotation, molecular function: RNA polymerase II transcription regulatory region sequence-specific DNA binding; metal ion binding; DNA-binding transcription factor activity, RNA polymerase II-specific. Lineage: Eukaryota; Metazoa; Chordata; Actinopteri; Cypriniformes; Cyprinidae.
AUUGGCUGAGGCAACGAAUCGAGCAGCGUGAUUGGCUCGGGCCUGGAAAAGAGCGUUCGGGGAUCCUCAAUGUACAGGCCGCAGUAGUGCUACCGUUGGAAAAUUAACGAUAAUAAAUCACGACAGAUUCGCGGGGAUUCGAAACUCUUCAACGCUCCGAAGGCAGCCGCGGAGCAGACACUUUCCUCCCAGAUGCCAGAUUCACAGAUUUGUUUAAUGUUUGCGAUGCUUUUACAUGAAGGGAACCACUGUCAGAUGUGAAGUGUUGUGGAGCAGUCUCAGAUCAUGGAUCAAGGUGGAGGGAUCCUGGAGCUUCACAAGGACUUAAAAAUGCCCCAUACAAUGAUAAUGCCAGAUUUUGUUGCAGGGAUGGGAGGCCUGGCCCACAUUGACGGCGAGCACAUUGUGGUGUCGGUGCCGGAGGCUGUGAUGGUGUCGGACGAGGGCAUCAUGCUGGAGGCUGAGGUGGUGGAGGGGCCUGACAUCUGUCACGAGGACGUCAUCACCACCGAGGGCGUGAUCAUGUCCGAGUCCAUCCUGGGGGCCGAGGUGGCCAUCCAAGAGGCUCUGGGCGGCACGGCUGACCUGAUCGAGGAGACGGUGCCCGAUCAGGUGUUUGUGGCUGAGCUCAUGUCUCCUCACGAUCAGAGCCCGCUGGACCACGAGCUGGUGUCCGCGGAGGUCAUGGUGACGGACACGGAGACGGUCAUCCAGGCGCACGACGCCAUUAAAGCAGUGGAUGAGGACGAGGAGGAGGACGCGAAGAGCACUUCGGAGGACUACCUCAUGAUUUCCUUGGAUGAGGUUGGGGAGAAGCUAGACAUUGGAGACGCACCUUUAAAGAUCACCACAGAUGUGGGCCAGGACGACGACGGCUCGAAAGAGGAUGAGUUCAGCUCGGAGGUCAUCAAAGUUUACAUCUUUAAGGCAGAUGGAGAUGAAGAUGUGGAAAUAGGCAGCACAGAGGUGGUGGCAGAGAGUGAUUUUCCCAACGGGCACACGGCGCUGGAGCCGGCCGGUUCAGGCAGGCUGUCCAGAGAGAAGAUGGUCUACAUGGCUGUGAAGGACGUCAGCCAAGGAGAGGAGGAUAUCAACUGUUCGGAGAUGACUGACCAGGUGUAUAUGGAGGUCAUAGUUGGGGAGGAAGAAGCUCCUGCUAUCACUGAAGCGCAGCUGGAGGACACACCCGUUAACAAGACCUUUGUUCCUGCUGCCUGGGCGACUGCUUAUGGAAGCAGUCUUGAAAGUAAGAAUGGUGCGGCCACUCCCUACCUACAGAUCUCUGACAGCAUCAGCACAAGCCGAGCACUUAAACAAAAGAUCAAGAAGAAGAGGAGAGGAGAGACACGCCAGUGCCAGACAGCUGUGAUCAUUGGUCCAGACGGGCAGCCCCUGACCGUCUACCCCUGCCACAUCUGUGGCAAGAAGUUCAAAUCACGCGGUUUCCUGAAGCGCCACAUGAAGAAUCACCCGGACCACAUUUUCAAGAAGAAGUACCAGUGCACCGACUGCGACUUCACCACCAACAAGAAGGUGAGUUUCCACAACCACCUGGAGAGCCACAAGCUGAUCAUCAAGAGCGAGAAGAUCCCGGAGUACACCGAGUACACGCGGCGCUAUCACGAGGCCAGCCCGCUCAGCUCCAACAAACUCAUCCUGCGCGACAAGGAGCCCAAGCUGCACAAGUGCAAGUACUGCGAGUACGAGACGGCCGAGCAGGGCCUUCUCAACCGCCACCUGCUGGCCGUGCACAGCAAAAACUUUGCGCAUGUUUGCGUCGAGUGCGCCAAGGGCUUCCGGCACCCGUCGGAGCUCAAGAAGCACAUGCGGACGCACACGGGCGAGAAGCCCUACCAUUGCGAGCACUGCGACUUCCGCUGUGCAGACCAGUCCAACCUAAAGACUCACAUAAAGAGCAAACACGGCACUGACCUGCCCUUCAAGUGCGGCCACUGCCCGCAGGCCUUCGCCGACGACAACGAGCUCCAGAGGCACACGGAGAUCUUCCAGGGCCAUAAGACUCACCAGUGUCCGCACUGCGAACACAAAAGCACCAACUCCAGCGACCUGAAGCGUCACGUCAUCUCGGUGCACACCAAAGACUUCCCGCACAAGUGCGACGUCUGUGAGAAGGGCUUCCACAGACCCUCCGAACUGAAGAAGCACGCAGAAACGCACAAGGGGAAUAAAGUGCACCAGUGCAGGCACUGCGACUUUAAGACGUCGGACCCCUUCACGCUGAGCCGCCACAUUCUGUCCGUUCACACCAAGGACUUGCCGUUUAAGUGCAAGCGGUGCAAGCGCGGAUUCAGGCAUCAGAACGAACUGAAGAAGCACAUGAAGACGCACAGCGGUCGCAAGGUCUAUCAGUGCCAAUACUGCGAGUACAACACUACGGACGCUUCGGGUUUCAAACGGCACGUCAUAUCCAUCCACACUAAAGACUAUCCGCACAGGUGUGACUAUUGCAAGAAGGGUUUCAGGCGGCCGUCGGAAAAGAACCAACACAUAAUGCGGCAUCACAAAGAAACCCUGCUAUAACGCUCUUUCUUUCUGCUCCACAGCUACACGUGUCAUUUACGGCCCUCUUAUUUAAUGCACUGGUUCUCAACUGCAGUCCUCAGGACACACUGCUCUGCACAUUUGUCUCCCUUAUUUAUCGCACCUGAUUCAGAUCAUCAGCUCGUUUAGGAGAGAGACCCAUGAACUGAACUGAGUGUGUCCGAUAAGAGAAACAUCCAAAAUGUGCAGAGCAGUGGGUCCCGAGGACUGGAGUGGAGAACCACUGAUUUAAAGUGUAAAGAAACAUUUAUCACAGAAGUGGCUAACGGUAUGGUCUUGGUCAAAAUGAUCAUGUCACACCUCUCGCGGUCUUUGAAGAAAACAGGGAUGCCUAUAUUUUUAUACUUUGCUUAAAUGCUGUUAGCAAAUCGAAUCCUCUAUAUUAAAGGAAUAGUUCUCCCAAAAAUGAAAAUGUACUCGCCCUCAUGUUGUUCCAAACAUGUUCUCCAGAGGAUAAAAGACGUUUCACAGAACGUUGUUUCAUUAACUAAUAACAUCUACCGAUCAGUGUCUGUCAGGAUUCAAAAAGGAUGAAAAAGCACCAUAAAAGUAGACUUUGUGCACUUUUUAUGUUCAUUUUAAACUUUGAGAGCUUCUGGUUACUGUAAACUUUUGAAUAGAAAAAGCAGCACAGUGAUUUUGUGCUCCAUGGAAGAAAAUUACUUGGGUUUAGAAUGACAUGAGGGCGAGUAAAUGAUAACAGUUUUCUUAUAUGGGUGAUAUAUUCCUGGUCUGAGCAUCAUCAUAGACCUUAGUCAGGAUAGACGACAUAUUGAAUUUCACAAAGUGAGGCUAAACGUACAGUCUUUAUAAUGACAUGCACUUUAUAAACCUAGAUCGCGUGUCAUUUAAAAGCUGUUAAUGAAGUUUUUGGUCUACUGAAAGACGUUUCAUCAGCUGUAUGAUUGGUAUGUUGUUAAACAACAUUAGUCUACUGAUUCCUCACUAAUUAAAUCCAGCGCUGUCCUGACUAAAGUCUAUCAAGACAGACACUUUCCUUUUCUCUCCAAAGUCAUUCAAUAAUUAGAUGUAUUUUACCAGCUUGUAUGUCCAGGUUUUACUGCACCUUUUACCGUUUUAUACCCAUCAUGAUGUUACUUUGAGCAGUUCUGUUGUGGUAUCUGAAACUGUACGAUUUAAACCAGUGCAUUUUCUCUGUGAUCUUUGGCGUUCCUCAACUUUGUGAAUACCACUCACCAAAUUAAAUUACAACAUUUGUGUAAAAUGAAACGUUAACAACACGGCGAACAUGCACAUACUGCCAAUUAUUUCUGAGCUCGAGUCAUGCCUUACAUGUAUUUUCUUUGCACUGAAUUAAGUAUGAAUCGAUUGUGAAUAUUUUUAGCAAGUUUCAGUUACGCUAUAAUAGAUGUAUACAUUAACAAAUGCAAAUCACAUUAAGAGCACCUUUUGCUGUUAUAAUGUCACUUUGAGUUAUUUAUUUUUUAGCGAGAGGGCAAACGUAGACACGACAUCCUAAAGCAGAAGCCAUCCUUCAGUCCCUUCCCAGCAGUACUUGCGUGUAAAAGACCUCAGCGAUUCAUGCCUUGAUAUCUAACUCUUGUUGACCUGCGUAGCUAUGACUGUGGCUCUCACAUAGGGUGGAUUUGGAGGGGCGGUACUUCCUGUCAGUCAUGUUUUUGUCAGACAUCCUAAUCUGUAAUGCAUACUCCAACGUCAUCAUGUGUAAAAACCUUCGUUAUAAACUCCGUCUCCGAAGAAAAAGUAUUUUUAGACAUUGUGGUGAAAUUGAAAGAGUGGGUGAUUUGCAACAGCUUUAAAAGGUUUAGUUCACAAUAAUUCAGAUUCCUAGAAAUUACAAGACGCCACUUCUAAUGGUUCAUCAUCUGGACAGAUGGAAAUCUCACUGAAGUUACAGCGUGAAUGGAUGUAGCAAAUUUUGCUUUCUUUGUAGUUUAAUUGGUUGUAUUAAGUUCAAACUGUGUUUAAUUGAUCAAGUACUUUCAAAGUAAUCAUCCAUUUGAUCCCUGGACUCAAUCACAUGAAUCACUCUCAUUCAUGAACCACAAGGAGAACUGUGUGUAAAUAAUAACCAUUCUUGCGUAAAUCAAGACGCAACCGUUCACGUAAUCGUUUAUGAAGGACUCACGGAUUCGUUCUGCUGGUGUUUGGUGAAUGAGGUUUGUGGCUCUUGAAAUGCGAAAUAAAAUUCAUGCAUUUCAGUUAUUUUCUGACAGGUGGACUACUGGUAAGAAGGAAUCAAAAAUCUUUUUUUGUUUUCAGAAAUGGUUUCACACUCAGGUAUUUCCUUGACGUUUAGCAAAUAGCACUUUUCAGAUGUAAGAUAUUAACACAGUCUAAAUAAAUCAUUCAAGGAAAAUCAUUUUAAUCCGCUUAUAAGUGUUGUAUUAUGCCAUUAAAGUGGGUAAUUACACAUACUGUA